GAGAGUUUUUUUCUUCUAGAGUGACACGUACACAUGGAGAAUUCAUCAAGUGAAAAAAUCGAAAUGAUGGAAGAGCCUUUGCUGGUAGAUGCUUCUGAAACUCAGAAGGGUGGCUUCAGAACCUUGCCUUUCAUCCUUGAGUAACUGUCCCUACUCACUAAGUGGAGUUUGUGUUUGCUGCUACAAACUUGAAAGAGAGAGUUUUUUUUUUUUUUUCUAGAGUGAUACGUACACAUGGAGAAUUCAUCAAGUGAAAAAAACGAAAUGAUGGAAGAGCCUUUGCUGGUAGAUGCUUCUGAAACUCAGAAGGGUGGCUUCAGAACCAUGCCUUUCAUCCUUGGAAGUGCGGCUUUGAUGUUUGUGGCGUUGUCUGCUCUAACUCCAAACAUGAUCCUGUAUUUGAUGGAUGAAUAUCACAUGGAUAUGACCACUGGAUCAAAUAUUCUCUACAUCUGGUCAGCAGUUACCAACAUCGCUCCAGUUGUUGGGGCCUUUAUGGCAGAUUCUUUUGUGGGUCGGUUCCAGAUGAUAGGGUUGGGAUCUGUUGUCACUGUUGUGGGGAUGUUUCUGUUUUGGCUGACAUCAGUGAUUCCGCAAGCAAGGCCCCCACCCUGUGGCGAUUCUAACAACAUUUGCAGAUCAGCAGAGAUGUUCCAACUCUUCUUCCUGUGUUUCUCUUUGGGGAUCAUUGCCAUUGGAGAUGGUGCAAUCAAAUCCUCAUCUUUAGCAUUUGGUUCUGAUCAGUUGAGCCAGGAAGUAUAUCAAGGAAAUGCACGUGCAAUUGAGAGAUAUUUCAGCUGGUACUAUGCCUUGUAUGCUUUGUCUGUCCUGGUUGCUCUCACGUGUCUUGUUUAUAUCCAAGUCAACAUGGGGUGGGCUUUAGGUUUUGGAGCCCUCGUUUUGCUAAUGUUGUUUUCAACUCUUGUAAUUUAUUUGGGUACUCCAUUCUACGUGAAACUGAAGCCUAAAUCGAGUUUAAUCACUGGCCUUCUUCAAGUGAUUGUAACCUCUUAUAGAAAGAGAGGUCUCAGAUUGUCGUCACAGAGUCCAGAUAUACUAUAUUAUCAGAAAAAAGGGUCAGCCAUAGUUCUUCCAAGUGAAAAACUAAGGUUUCUGAAUAAAGCUUGCAUUGUACAAGAUCCUCAGCUAGAUUUGAGCCCAGAUGGAGAAGCCAUAGAUCCUUGGCGCCUUUGCGCUGUAGAUCAAGUAGAAGAGCUGAAAGCAUUACUCAAAGUUGUUCCAAUCUGGUUGACAGGAGUUGUAAUGUCCAUAAAUAUAAACCAGAACUCUUUCCCAGUUCUUCAAGCAACUACCAUGGAUCGACAUAUUGGUUCCAGCUUUGAAAUCCCAGCUGGCUCCUUUGGCAUCUUUGGUGUCAUAUCUGCUAUACUUUGGAUUGUCCUCUACGAUCCUUUGAUUCUUCCCAUAGCAUCAAAAUUGACUGGAAAACCUGCUCAUUUCAGCACCAAAGAGAGAAUGGGGUUUGGUUUAUUUCUUUCUUUCCUGUCAGUCUUAGUGGUGGCAGCCGUAGAAUGUGUCCGGAGAAGUAUCGCAAUCAAGGAGGGCUACUCGGAUGAUCCACAAGGCGUGAUCCCUAUGUCAGCAAUGUGGCUACUUCCCCAGAAUUCCCUUGCUGGCUUUGCAGUGGCCCUGCACGCCAUUGGCCAAAACGAAUUUUAUAUUUCAGAAUUUCCUAGAAGCAUGUCAAGUGUAGCUUCUGCUCUAUUAGGAGUUGGUACGGGAGUGGGAAGCUUACUAGCUAGCUUUUUAAUGAGUACCAUCGACGACUUGACUAAAAGAGGAGGGCAAGAGAGUUGGAUAUCAAGCAAUAUAAACAAGGGCCAUUAUGACUACUAUUAUUUGGUUCUUGCAGGAUUUAGUCUGGUUAACAUACUGUGUUAUAUUGUUUGUAGUAGAGCUUAUGGUCCCUGCAAAGGAGAGGAAAGAGAGGUUAUGGAAGAAGAGAAGCCAUGAAAUUGUACAAGAAUUUAUAGUUUCUUACUUGGUGUAUGAGAAGUGUGGGAAAGUAUUGUAGUGUGCUCGAAGAAAGUGAGGAUGGUGUAGUGAAAAAGAGAAUUUAGAAAACAGAAAAAAUUAAAGUCUCCAACUUAUUUGCUAUAAAAGAGAAUAUUAUUUUAUUGAAGGAAGGUGUUCUUAUUGGUGGAGUUUUGGACUAAGUCACUCAACAACUAGUCUAGAGUUGUUUGGGUCAUACUAUAUUGUCGAGUUGUGGUAUUCUAGAGGGGACAGGCAAGUAUCAUGUCAUUCUAUAGAAGAGCUUAUUAGUAUGUAUACUUUCUUUUGGGCAUGGCUGAUGCUAAUGUAUGUAUAAUGUAUCAAAUGAAGUUGUAGUCACUAAGCUUUGUGCUGGGAAGAUAGUUUUCGCAUGGGUACUAUAGCCUUAUAUACUUGAACAAAAAUUGUACAAUUCUUUUGGGUACAUAUAUAUACCUUUUGAGUAGCUACAUGUUGGUACAACCAAAAUUAUCUUAUCAGGGAAGAUUAAAUUUAAGAGUUGUAUUCUUGGGAA
Molecule: messenger RNA, 2530 nt
Organism: Lycium barbarum (goji berry)
Lineage: Eukaryota; Viridiplantae; Streptophyta; Magnoliopsida; Solanales; Solanaceae
Product: protein NRT1/ PTR FAMILY 1.2-like
Exons: 5
Coding region: 235-1974 (579 amino acids)
Biological process (GO): transmembrane transport
Cellular component (GO): plasma membrane
Molecular function (GO): transmembrane transporter activity
Source: RefSeq, a predicted model, not a curated record